AUGUGUCACUUUGAAUUUGAGAAGUCGCGGCUGAUGAAUGGACUUUUUUCUCUGGACAUCGAGAAAUGGAAUCUGGAGUGUUUGUUCAACAACACCGACCAUCGCACUGACCUCAAUGGAGUUGAUCAACUCAUAGUGAGGAGAGGCCAGCCAUUCUCCAUCAGUCUCUAUCUUCGGUCUGGAAGCUACCAGCCAGGGAUCAGCUCUCUUGACUUCAUUGCAGAAACAGGUCCUCAGCCCUCUGAGCAGUAUGGUACCAGGGCCCGUUUUGGUGUCUCUCCUAAUAUUGACACUUCUACCUGGAGUGCCGCAGUAACCAGCCCUCCUGGGAAUACGGUGGCCCUCUCUAUCUGCUCUUCUCCCAAAGCUCCUAUUGGCCGCUACACUCUUACCCUGGGCCAGUCAGGGAAGAUUGAGUUCAUUCUUCUGUUUAAUCCCUGGUGUCCAGCGGAUGAGGUGUAUAUGGACAAUGAGCAGAACCUGGCCGAGUAUGUUCUUUCUCAGGAUGGGAUCAUCUUUCGAGGCAGCAGCAAACACCCCAUACCCACUCCCUGGAAUUUUGGCCAGUUUGAAAGUGGAAUCCUGGAUAUUUGUCUUAGGAUUCUGGAUAUGAAUCCUAAAUGCCUGCGUAAUCCUGGAAAAGACCAUUCAGGGAGAAGAAAUCCCAUCUAUGUAACCCGAGUACUGAGUGCAAUGGUAAAUUGUAAUGACGACAAAGGGGUGUUGCUGGGGAAAUGGUCUGACGGAUAUGAAGGAGGGGUCAGUCCUUUGUUUUGGCGUGGCAGUGUGGAGAUUCUGCGAAACUGGGACACUCAAGCCUGUCAGCCCGUUCGCUACGGACAGUGCUGGGUGUUUGCUGCUGUGGCCUGUUCGGUUUCCAGAGCACUGGGCAUUCCCUGUCGAGUCAUAACCAACUUUCUGUCUGCCCAUGACACCAACAGCAACCUGGUGAUUGAACGUUACGUCAAUGAGAAAGGGGAUUCCAUUCAAUCUAGAGAAAUGAUUUGGAAUUACCAUUGCUGGGUGGAAAGUUGGAUGACUAGGCCAGACCUCAAACCUGGCUUUGAUGGCUGGCAGGCUAGUGACCCCACUCCUCAGGAAAAGAGUGAAGGAGUGUAUUGCUGCGGCCCCAUCCCUGUCAAGGCCAUCAAGGAGGGGGAGCUUACCUUCAAGUACGACGCCCCUUUUGUUUUUGCUGAGGUCAAUGCUGAUAUUGUCACACUCAUGAAGAAAAAGGAUGGUAGCACUUCAGAGGUCACCACCACUGGAUUGGUGGGCCAGAAGAUCAGCACCAAGAGUGUUGGCAGUGACACCAGAGAGGACAUCACUCACCUCUACAAGUACCCUGAAGGUACCGAAA
Molecule: messenger RNA, 1360 nt
Organism: Cyprinodon variegatus (sheepshead minnow)
Lineage: Eukaryota; Metazoa; Chordata; Actinopteri; Cyprinodontiformes; Cyprinodontidae
Product: protein-glutamine gamma-glutamyltransferase 2-like
Exons: 9
Biological process (GO): peptide cross-linking
Molecular function (GO): protein-glutamine gamma-glutamyltransferase activity
Source: RefSeq, a predicted model, not a curated record